Nematolebias whitei (Rio pearlfish) is the source of this 1246-nucleotide messenger RNA. Its product is annotated as heme oxygenase 2-like. Gene Ontology annotation, molecular function: heme oxygenase (decyclizing) activity; heme binding. Gene Ontology annotation, biological process: response to oxidative stress; heme catabolic process; heme oxidation. NCBI's taxonomy places the organism in Eukaryota, Metazoa, Chordata, Actinopteri, Cyprinodontiformes, Rivulidae. The transcript has 7 exons. The record is from RefSeq and is a predicted model, not a curated record. Bases 1 to 1158 code for a protein of 385 amino acids.
AUGAGUGGCAGUGCUAUAAUAACUGACCAGAUUAUAUCAGUCAGCACCCACAGGGCACCCAACACUCCACCUCAUCCUACCAUCACUCCCUCCUGCUACCUGCUUCCCUCACACAGUCAUGUGCCAUUGUUCAAUAUUGAUGAGAUUAACCUUGAGGAAAUCCCCCGCAGCUUUAAAACGGAGACCGUCAGUCUGACAAGUGCAGCCAAAGUAAACACCGAGUCUAAGUCCAACGGCGCAACAACACAAGGAGCCAGGAUCAUGGAGGAUGAGGAUGAACAUCUCAGUCCAUUUGACCUGUCCGAGAUGUUAGCUGAGGGCACCAAGGAGGCCCACGACCGAGCAGAAAACUGCCAGUUUGUCAAGGAUUUCCUCAGAGGACACAUUAAAAAGGAGUUGUUUAAGAGAGGGACAGCAGCUUUAUAUUUUGUCUACUUGGCAAUGGAGGAGGAGAUGGAGAAGAAUAAAGACCAUCCUCACGUCGCUCCACUCUAUUUCCCUGCAGAUCUUUACCGUCGGGAAGCUCUGGCCCAGGACCUGGAGUAUUUAUAUGGAGAUGACUGGGAGAGCCAGAUCAGCCUGUCUGCAGGCACUAAGCUCUAUGUGGACCGCAUCCAUGAGGUGGGCCUGAAGGACCCAGUGUUGUUGGCGGCCCACUCCUACACCCGCUACAUGGGCGAUCUUUCAGGUGGACAGAUCCUGAAGAAAGUGGCCCAGAGAGCUCUGAAGCUCCCCUCCACAGGAGAGGGUCUGAACUUCUACCAGUUUGAGGAGAUCCACAGUCACAAGGACUUCAAGCAGCUUUACCGAAGCAGGCUGAAUGAGCUGGAGCUGGACAUGGAGACCAAACAGAGGAUCGUGGACGAGUCCAACAAGGCUUUUGGCUUCAAUGUGACAGUGUUCUCAGAGCUGGAGGAAAUUGGAAAAACCAUCAAAGAGGAGGUCCUGGAUGCAGGUUUUGGACACGGUCACGCAGAAAUCAUGCAGGGUGGUGAUAUCAGCAAGUGUCCAUACUAUGCAGCUAAAAUGGCUGUCAGUGGGAAUCCCACUCAUGCAGUCCAGUUGGUCCAGACUCUUCUCAGACAGCUGCCCUGUACGGUGGUGCUGGCCACCUGGGUUGCCAUCUUGGCAGGCUUUACUGCCUGGUACUUUCUGUGAGCUCUGAAAACACCUAAUGUGGCUGCAGUCAUCUCCUAGCAAACAAAACAAUAGCAUUGUCAUUUAUUGCAUUUCUUAUUUUACAUUU